This is a messenger RNA of Brachypodium distachyon (stiff brome), 2429 nucleotides long. RefSeq names its product pentatricopeptide repeat-containing protein At1g76280. The record is from RefSeq and is a predicted model, not a curated record. The transcript is spliced from 10 exons. Bases 785 to 1840 code for a protein of 351 amino acids. NCBI's taxonomy places the organism in Eukaryota, Viridiplantae, Streptophyta, Magnoliopsida, Poales, Poaceae. Gene Ontology annotation, molecular function: protein binding.
GACAUUCCUGUACCUGCUUUGAAUGAAGUAGAAGAUCUGAAGCUUGUAGUGGACACUGACCUGCCAUCAUCAUUUGAACGAAAGAUGGGUACUGGAGGAGAUUCGAUUGAUGCCCAGCCAGAGCUGUUCCAGAUGGAAACUCAACCAUCAAGACAUGAGCAAUUGAAGGGUCAUGUAGCAUUUCUUUCUGCUGGUGGCAAUCAUGUUGACAAUUCUGAAAUAGACAGUGGGAGGAUGUCAAAGACACUGCGAUUUGCACCACUUGCAGUAAGGAAAAUUUUACGAUGGUCUUUCAAUGAUAUUAUACAUGCGUGCAUGUGACUUGACAACUGUGAGUUGUCUGAGCAAUUAUUUCUUGAGAUGCGCAAGAUUGGACUUCAGCCGUCAAGAUUUACAUAUGAUGGUUUUAUCAAUAGUGUGGUAGCUGGGAAAGGAGUUGCACAUGCCAUCAAAGUGGGGUGGAGGACCCUAUGUGUCAAGCUAUCGCAUUAGCCUUACCUUAAUUCAGGCACAAAUACCCACUAUUCUGAGACCAUGGCUAAACAAUUGAUCAGGAACACCAAAAAAAGAUUGAAGUGAUGGACAGAAGGGGUAUUGAACUUACAAUGAUACACUCGCUGCUCUUUCAGUUGGCUAAAGCAAAAGUUUACAGUUGGAUCUGGCUGAGGAUUUUCUGGAAAUAAUUUCAGAGAUACAACCGAAGUAUAUACAUGCUUUUAACGCUUUGCUUUCUGGUUGCGACAUUGAGAAUGAGCAAGAAAGGGCUAUCCGCAUACUAGCUAAAAUGAAACAGUUGGAUUUGAAGCCAAAUCUCAGGACUUACGAGCAUCUUUUUUCUGUGUUUGGCAAUGUCAAUGUUCCUUAUGAAGAAGGAAAUAUGCCAUCACAUGCUGAGGUUUUGAAAAGGAUAAGCAUAAUCGAGAUGGACAUGUUAAACCAUGAGAUCAAACAUAGUUUUGUGUCUAUGAGGAACUUGAUACGAGCCUUUGGAGCUGAGGGUAUGAUAGAGGAAAUGCUGAGGUACUUCAGUGUUGCUGAGAAUGUCUUGUGGAAAAUGACUUAUUCUCAGAAGAGUGGUCUCUACGGAGUUGUGUUGCACGCUUUGGUUAAAGCCAAGGAAACACACAAGGCAAUAAGAGCCUUCAAGGUCAUGAGAUCAUGUGGUCUUCCAGCCAAUAUUGCUAUUUAUAACAUGAUGAUAGAGUGCUGCAAGUUGUUGCCAUGUUUCAAAUCAGCUAGUGCUUUGUUGUCCUUGAUGCUCCGAGAUGGAUUAUGUCCUACGAUUUUUACUUUUACAUCUCUCAUAAAGGUUGUAUUAGUGAAAGAGGAUUUUGAGGGGGCAUUGGAUCUGUUGGACAUAUGCAUAACUGGGGGAAUUAAACCUGACAUAGAGAUUUUCAACACAAUACUCUCAGAGGCGAAUGCAAAAGGUCAGAUUCAUGUUGUUGAAUAUAUUGUCGAGUGUAUUCACAUAGCAAAGACUCAGCCUGAUCAUUCAACACUUUGGCACACAUUUUGUGCUUACGUGGAUAAAGAAUUGUACAACACUGCGAUUGAGGCAUUGCAAGUCCUCAGUAUGAGAAUGAUAUCCUUGGACGCAAGCAUUCUCAAGGAAAAAGGAGCAGUUUUAGAGGAUCUAAUCCUUGGUGAAGAGACAGACGCUGAAUUAAGGAUCAUGAAGGCAUUCGAGCCAACUGAAGAACAUAUCGCGACAGCUUUACUGAAUCUGAGGUGGUGCAUAACAACUGGUUCCACCAUAUCUUGGUCACCCGAGGACAGUCUCUGGGCGAGGAGGUUGGCAUCGUCCUAUGACGGUAACAAGAGACCGGACGUGCUAUGAGAUUCAGGCAUGAAGUAUCUGUCUGUUCAGACCGAGGAGAAAGGCCAGCUGGCCAAAUUCAUUGGUUUUGACAUGCUCUUGAGGCAAACUGGGGAUGUAAUUCUCCGCGUUGUUCUCCGGGCCAGGCUUGCAGCUCACGUGCAAAUUCUCUUGCCUGUGACUGAGGUCGGACGAAGAUUGAACUGCGUGGAACUCAUAUCAUUCAAUAUAACAAAUACGGAGUACUAACAAAUUUCGAGUUAAGUUUGUACACUUCAGUCAAUAUCUAUCUGUUACCUUAGUGUCUCAUGGCCUCUAUGACCUGCCAACAUAGUUAUUUGUUUCGUUAUUUCCCACUAAUUUUCCCCAUUGGGUCUGUCUUGCUUUGAAUAAAGACAUUCUUUUUGUUGCUGUAUGGGACGGUUAAGUCAUCAAAGAAUGAUGACAUGGUAGCGUGAUGUAUGCUCCUUGUCUCUCCAUUCGAUGCAAAAAGGUGUAAUUUUGUUGUAGUAAGAAAGGAUGUGAUUUAUUUAUUUUUCUCUGCAGUGGAGGAAGAUAGGGCUGCCCUAUAUGUAAUCUUUUUCUAUAGAGAUCAGAUGUUUCUUCCUUU